Molecule: messenger RNA, 3082 nt
Organism: Cyprinodon tularosa
Lineage: Eukaryota; Metazoa; Chordata; Actinopteri; Cyprinodontiformes; Cyprinodontidae
Gene: bcar1
Product: BCAR1 scaffold protein, Cas family member
Exons: 6
Biological process (GO): cell migration; cell surface receptor protein tyrosine kinase signaling pathway
Cellular component (GO): plasma membrane; cytoplasm; focal adhesion
Source: RefSeq, a predicted model, not a curated record
UGCUUCUGUUUUGUGCUGCAGGUGGUCGUCCCCACAAGAGUCGGACAGGUUUAUGUGUACGACGCAGUGAACGCCGACAAGGACGAGUAUGACGUCCCGCCAAGACAUCAGCCAGCGGCACAGCAGGACAUUUACGACGUACCGCCCACCCGCCAGCAGUUCAGCACCCAGGUCUAUGACACCCCUCCUAUGGUGGUCAAGGGGCCCUCUGGUGGUCAAGACAUAUACGACACCCCAGCGAUGGCAGAGAAGAACCCCCAUCAAACGGUGUACGACUUCCCUCCCUCGGUGAGUAAAGACGUUCCUGAUGGUCAGUUGAUCCGAGAGGAGACCUAUGACGUGCCCCCCCACUUCGCCAAGCUGAAGCACAACGUUCCCAGCGCUCCUGGCCAGUACCAGCACAACGACGCCAGCGACGACGACGAGCCGCCAAUCCCUGAAGACGUUUACGACGUUCCCCCGCCGAUCCUCGGCGAGAAGCAUCAUCGGGGCGAGAGAGGCGCGGCCGGCCAGGCCCCGCAGGAGAUCUACGACAUCCCCGCCACCCUGCGUGCUGGAGGAGCCCCCGCACAGGAUGUUUAUGACUUCCCACGGGAACGGGAGGACAGGGGAGGCGAGCGGGGAGACCAGUACAUCUAUGACGUCCCGCCACAGGUUGUCCGUGACGCCCAGUCCAACACCGAGGAGAUGACCAAGUCUUUCAAACGCCUUUCUGCUUCCAGCACCGGAAGCACGCGGAGCAACCACUCCUGUUCUUCCCUGGACAUGGUUCCUGUCCGGGACACCUCGUCUCUUCCAGCCUCUGGUUCCAGCCAAGGAAAACCGCUCCUGUUGGACCUGGAUCAGGCCAUGGAGCGUCUCUCCCGGCUGCAGCAGGCCGUGGAGUCCAGCGUUUCCCUCAUGAUGUCAUUCAUCACAGGGAACUGGAGGAGUCCUGCUCACCUGGAGGGAAACCUUACCGCCAUCCACCAGGCGGCGGACCGGGUGCGAGCCACCGUUCGAGACUUCCUAGAAUUUGCUCGAGGCGCAGUUACAAACGCUGCUCAGGCCACAGACCGCUCGCUGCAGACCAAACUGGGCCGGCAAGUGGGAAAGAUGGAGGACGUCUUUCAGAGUUUGAUUCGGCACAGUCAGAGCUUGGACGCCAUCUCGUGGUCCCCCACAGCUCUAUCCGCUCCGCCACCAGGGGGCGAUGACUUGGAUCGACUGAUCAUGACGGCGAGAGGCAUCCCUGACGACGCCAAGCAGCUGGCCUCCUUCCUCCACGGUAACGCCUCGCUGCUCUUUAAAAGGACAACCAGGCAGCAGCAGCUGCCCCUUCCUCCAAUCCCAGGGGACGUCAGCGGUCACAUGACCGGAUCAGGAAGCGGAACCUACCAGGGAGGGGAGAAGGUGCACAUUCAGUCCCGCCCCCUCCCUUCGCCACCCAAAAUUACAGCUCCUGAGGAGGAGGAUGGCGUGGACAGGCUGUACGAGGUCACAGAGGAAGGCUGGAUGGAGGACUACGACUACGUCCAUUUACAGGGGAAGGAGGAGUUUGAGAAGAACCAAAGGCAGCUUCUGGAGAAAGGAAACCUUAUCAGACACAACAAGACGCAUCUGGAGCAGCAGCAGAUCAAACAGUUUGAGCGGCUGGAGCAGGAAGUCAGCCGGCCAAUAAACAACGACAUCACGGGCUGGGUCCCUUCUCCGCAUCACCCUCUGGCCAAUCAGCUGUCCAAGAACGGCCCCGGCGAGCGUUCAUCCUCCAAGCUCUGUCACGGUGACCGCCAGCUGCUCCUCUUCUACCAGGAGCAGUGUGAACAAAACAUCACAACCGUCACCAACGCCAUUGAUGCCUUCUUCACCGCCGUCAACUCCAACCAGCCGCCAAAGAUCUUCGUGGCCCACGGUAAAUUUGUCAUCCUCAGCGCGCACAAGCUGGUCUUCAUCGGCGACACGUUAUCACGGCAGGCCAAGUCUCCGGAGGUCCGGGCCCGGGUGGCGCAGAGCAGCAACACGCUGUGUGAGAAACUCAAGGACAUCGUCAUCAGCACGAAGACGGCGGCGCUGCAGUACCCGUCUCCCGGAGCCGCCAGAGAGAUGACGGAGAGGGUGAAGGAGCUGGCCGGGUGCACUCAGCAGUUCAAGAUGGUGCUGGGACAGCUGCUGCUGAUGUAGGAACCCGAACGGUGGCGUCCCGCUCAGCGGCGGGACCCAUGCACACGCCAGCAGCACGCAGGACCAUCCGAGGCACAUCUCUGAUGCCUGCAGGAAUCCUUGUUCUCCGGAGUCCAGCUGUCGCCCAGCUUCUCCAUCCUCUCUGUUCACUGGGAUCAUUCCUCUCCGCCGCUCCUCACUUUAGGCGGCACCGAGGAACGUUUGGCGGGCUGUAAAAUAGUCCCUGUAAAUAUUCAACUUCCCUGAUUAAUGAGAUGAAGAGAAGAAAAGAAGCAUCUAAGAAUAAAACUGAUAUGAAAUCUUCCUGGUAGUUAAAGACGUAUCAAUCAUGGUUAUUAAUAAACUGUAUAAUUAUUGCUCUGAUUCUUCUAUCAUUCUCUGUAUGGAUGUAUAAAUUCCAGAUGUUAUGUAAAGCUCUUUGUUGUAGUGAGUGCCUCCAUCCUGUUUCCCCACAUCAUCUAAUGAUCUGAGGUUGCCCCGGCAACUCCCGUUGAAAGCUAAGCUAGCUCUCCCACCUGCGCUGCAAAAAGUUCUUAAAACAAAAGUAUUUGCCCUUAAUUUCUGCAGGAAACGAAGAUGACGAGCCAAUGGAAGGAGGAUUACGAUGAAAGAGUAUUAGAGCCAGGCUAGAGAUUUUAUUUUUAUUUUAUUUUAUGAGAAUAAAGUCAUCCUACAACAACCUGUUUCAGAAAGAAAGCUUGGAACUCCGCCCAGCAGAUGACGUCAGACCAGCUCCACCAAUCAGCAACCUGAGUCCACUUUGACAUCCUGCCCAGUUUGAUGCUGCUGGUUAAAGAUUUCCUGAUUUAUUAAACCGAUGCUAAAGUAUUACUUCACAUGAUGCUCCACAUUCCUCAUUAUAGGGAAGAAAGCACUUCUUGGAAGAGUUGUCUUAAAAUAAAACUUGUUUCUCUUAAUUUAA